Molecule: messenger RNA, 1221 nt
Organism: Nymphalis io (European peacock)
Lineage: Eukaryota; Metazoa; Arthropoda; Insecta; Lepidoptera; Nymphalidae
Gene: exex
Product: homeobox protein Hox-C4
Exons: 4
Coding region: 1-1221 (406 amino acids)
Biological process (GO): regulation of DNA-templated transcription; neuron projection morphogenesis; spinal cord motor neuron cell fate specification
Cellular component (GO): nucleus
Molecular function (GO): sequence-specific double-stranded DNA binding; DNA-binding transcription factor activity, RNA polymerase II-specific
Source: RefSeq, a predicted model, not a curated record
AUGUCUACAAUACUCUCCCAAGCGAUGUACCGACGAGACAGCGACACCCCAGACAAACCUCUCGAAAUCGACCAGGAAUCCAACCCAGACCCGAGCCGUUCCAACAGUCCGAAGAACAUGAAGUUCUACAAACAGCUAGACGAGGAGAAAACUCUCCUGAACCAUGGAAAGAAAUCCUUCUGCAUCGACGCGCUUUUAUCAAAACACAUGGAACCAGACCAGACUAUCCAAGAGAGGAUGGCGCAGCAGAAAUAUCUGGCGUUAAUACAAAACAAAUCAUAUAUAACGAGAUAUCAGAAUGAUAAUUACGACACACAAAUUGAACAAAAUACCAUCAGCAAAUGUCAGAACCGGCCACCAAGUCAGAAUUUUGGACCGGAAAGUCCCAGGUCAGGUCAGAGCAGUCCCAGAAGUGGUUCACCUGGUUCAGAUGAUGGGAAUAGAUCAGGGAGUUACAGCCCUCCGAUUUCUCCGGGCGUUGAAGGAGGGAAUGAAGAAUAUGAUAGCUAUAGGCCAGGUAUCAUCCCAAAACCUGGUCUACUCCAACCACCGAUCCAGGCACCGCUCUUCAACUAUCCGCCCCCAGGACUAAGCCUCCCGCAGGCCUCUGCUUUCCAUCACCCUGGCGACCGGGUGCUACACCAGAUGCAGCUCGAAUGGCUGGCCAGGACUGGCAUGUUCUACCACCGAAUACCGGAAUUGGGGGGAGCACCUCACGCCCUCCUCGGUAAGACAAGGCGUCCACGGACAGCCUUCACCUCGCAGCAGCUUCUGGAACUCGAGAAGCAGUUUCGUAUGAACAAAUACCUGUCAAGACCCAAGCGAUUCGAAGUCGCUACUAGCCUGAUGCUCACCGAGACCCAGGUAAAAAUUUGGUUCCAAAACCGAAGAAUGAAGUGGAAACGUUCGAAAAAGGCGCAACAGGACACAAAAAGUAAGGAACCGCACGUCAGCCACCCGAACGACGACAAAAACAAACAGAAAGAUCUUCCCUCGUCCGAACACGAAAAACAACCUUCACAACAAAUGGCCGCCGAUUUGACAUCUGUCAAACCGCCCCCGCUGUUAGACAGAGACCGAAUUAUCGCUUUGGAACGAGAAAGAGCUAUGGCGGCAGCAAACUUUAAUUCUAAUUUGGAAAACAAUAGACGUGGGCUGGUCGUUAUGAAUCAAGAUGGCGGCAGGCCCGGUAUGGACAUGUUCAGGCCGUAUGUAGUAUGA